AUGGCUGUCGUGGACUCGACGUAUCGGUUCAGACUAGUUGACAUAGGUGCUGAAGGUAGACUAAGUGACUCAGGUGUCUUCAAGAACUCCCCGAUUGGGUUUCACCUCGAGGCUGGCACACUCGGAAUACCUGGGCUGGCACGGAUACCAGGGACGGAACUGGUUGCUCCCCAUGUCUUCAUAGGAGAUGAAGCAUUCCAGUUACGCGCUGAUUUUCUGCGGCCAUAUCCAGGCAGCAACUUACCCGUAGACAAGAGAAUAUACAACUACAGGCUAAGCCGUGCUAGGAACUGCGUGGAAAAUGCCUUCGGUAUUCUGUCAGCACGCUGGAGGACACUACUGCAUACCAUCAACUUUGCACCGAAAAACGUGGACCUGAUUGUCAAGGCAGCCUGCAUUCUUCACAACUUCUUGCUAGACCACGGAGACGACUCGGCUGACUAUGGUGACAGAGAGGACGCAUUCGGCAAUAUUACUGAGGGACGGUGGCAUGAAGAACUAAGUGACAGCGUUCUACAGUCUAUCCAGAGCACCCAUGCUCGGAACCACAGCAGGGAGGCAGUAGCAGCUCGAGAUAUUUUUGCUCGUUACUUUAACAGUACUGAGGGUGCGCUGACAUGGCAGUGGGCGAGAGCACAGCCUCCAGCGCCUUUGUAA
Ornithodoros turicata is the source of this 657-nucleotide messenger RNA. RefSeq lists its product as uncharacterized. The record is from RefSeq and is a predicted model, not a curated record. The transcript has 2 exons. The coding region runs from base 1 to 657 and encodes 218 amino acids. NCBI's taxonomy places the organism in Eukaryota, Metazoa, Arthropoda, Arachnida, Ixodida, Argasidae.